Schistocerca gregaria is the source of this 2156-nucleotide messenger RNA. RefSeq lists its product as uncharacterized. The transcript is spliced from 3 exons. Gene Ontology annotation, cellular component: nucleolus. Gene Ontology annotation, molecular function: ATP binding; RNA binding; RNA helicase activity. The coding region runs from base 944 to 1912 and encodes 322 amino acids. NCBI's taxonomy places the organism in Eukaryota, Metazoa, Arthropoda, Insecta, Orthoptera, Acrididae. The record is from RefSeq and is a predicted model, not a curated record. Gene Ontology annotation, biological process: rRNA processing.
UAGUGAGACAAAGAAUACACAAGUUUGAUAAUCUGUCAAAUUGUACAAAUUUAUUAUUUUGAGAUGUAAAAUUUGUCUCACAGACACAAAGCUGCUCAACCAAAUACAACCAUAAUAACAACGUGUUUAAAAAGUUUCUAUUAUUUCUAUCCAUGGGACCAGCAGAUGAACUAAAUAUGUUCCAUUAUUCUAAAUCCCUUAACCUAUAUAUAUAUUAUAUAGGAGACAUUCAACAGGGGCAUAUUAUAUCUCCAUGUCGAAGAAUUCUGAAAAGUGGUAUCUUUGAUUUUGUACUUUGAAAUUGCUUGUAGGAUUAUGAACUGUGGUCUCUAUGAAGCCAUUCUUUUUUUUUUGAUUGGCUAGCGCACAAGAGAUUAGAUUCACAAUUAUUUUGUCUACUAAGCUACAGUCGAUUCAACAUGCCGAAUCUAACGAGAGUCCGUGUAGUCCACAUAAUCAACUAAAGAAAAAGAAAGAAAAAAAGCGCGGACUGAUCGAUCCUAUCAAUACUUCCUGUGACAAGAAGAAAAAACACAAAGAGCCCUAUGAUUGUAGCACUUCAGCUGCCUCUCAACCACCUUCUGGGCUCGGUUCAUCCGACAGAAACACCGAGAAACAAGCGGUCGCUGAUUUUCGCCGAGAGCAUUUGAUUACGGUCAGCUCACAAGAAUCUAUUUUUGAUCCAAUUUUUAGUUUUUCACAACUCAAUUUUCCUCCGAAACUUGUUUCUUGUCUUCAGUCCUUUUCUGAGCCAACGCCUAUACAGAGCCAAUGUUGGCCCAUUAUACUCGCCAGAAGGGACAUAGUAGGAAUAGCCGAAACGGGGUCUGGCAAGACGCUAGGCUUUUGUCUGCCAAUCUUGUACCGGCUCGAUCAGUCAAUAUCCCCUGCAGGAAGGAAAAGGCUCCGUGUAUUGAUUUUGACGCCUACUCGAGAGCUGGCGAUGCAGACGGCUGAAGUGUGCGAUAAAAUAGGAAAGGAAAUAGGAAUUUGCACAGUAUGCGUGGUUGGUGGCUUACACCGAUCAAUUCAGAAGAAGCAGCUGAAGAAGGGUGCUGAUAUUGUCGUGGCUACUCCUGGUCGACUUUUGGAUUUGACAACAGAAGAUGACUUGAGUCUCAAUUACAUUGAAUUCUUCGUUUUAGAUGAGGCAGAUCGAAUGUUGGAUAUGGGCUUUGAGAAGGACAUUCGUGCUAUUGCUGAUCAUCUUCCGGAAAAAAAACAGACGCUUAUGUUUAGUGCGACAUGGCCGAAAUCGAUUCAGAGUAUCUGCAAUCAAUAUUUGGUAUCUCCGAUUAAAGUAACAAUAGGUAAAGCUGAUCAGCUCAAUGCAAAUCGCAACAUCAAGCAGAUUGUGGAAGUGAUAGAUCCCAAGUCUCGCGACGCGCGUUUGCGCGAGCUACUGAAAAUGUACCACAAUGGCAAGAACAAAGUGAUUGUGUUUGUCUUAUAUAAAAAGGAGGCGUCAAGAAUCGAGCGGAUGCUGCGCGAGCGAGGCUGGAACGUUCAAGGACUGCACUCUGACAAAAACCAAGCACAAAGAACAAUUGCGAUGAAUUCGUUCAAGUGCGGACAGUGUCCGUUACUUGUCGCUACAGAUGUGGCUGCGCGUGGUGUCGACAUUGAGGAUGUCGAAUACGUGAUCAACUAUUCAUUCCCGUUGGUCAUGGAGGAUUACGUCCAUCGUAUAGGUAGAACUGGCCGCUCUGGCAAGUUGGGUACAGCGCACACUUUUUUUACUGUUUUUGAUAAGAAGCACUCUGGAGCGCUUAUUCAGUUGCUAAAAGAGGCAAAACAGGUUGUUCCACCGGAGAUAUUAAAAUUUGGAACAGCUAUUCAAGAAAAAGAGCCAAAAAUAGGAAAGAUUGAAUUAAACGUGGAAUGCAAUGACGAUCAUUUGAUUUUCAAUUAAAUAAGAAUAUGCAGAACAUUCGCGAUGUUAUUUACAGAAUUCUGUGCAGAGAAUUUUAGGUGAAAUGGUAUCACAGCUAUUCAAUAUAGUAAAUGCUUGCCAGAUGCAGUGUUUCCAUAUAUUUGAUAUCUCAAAAAAAAUUACCAAACUACGUUUAGUGUGUGUGAUAUAUAUAUAUAUAUAUAUUAUUGCAUUUUGUAAAAACAUAUUUGAUUAUUUUUUGUAAUUAUUGGCUAUCUUUUUG